GCCAGUUUUAGGAUCACAGGGGUCAGCUUCUCGUCCGUUUGGUUAGUUGGCCUGGGUGGGCGUAACCUGACCCCAGUCAGCCAUGCGUGCAGUUGUUGUUUACUGUUCACCAAAAACAGCUGAUCCACUGGGAAAAGGAAUUCAUUAACGAAAGCUUGCUACAAUGCUAUGCUACAGUUGUUAGUUUGUCUUUAUUUUCACUUUCAGAACUUUGUUGUUUAGCAACGACUGUCAAACUCUGAAGUCAAAGUCCAACUUUUGUUUAAACAAAAACUAAAGUUAAACAAUCAGACAGCAUUAUAAUAUUAUUACCGCACCACAGCACCGGCACCAGCAAUUCCAAUGGCCAUGAUGGAUGCAGCACUGCCAGUUGAUGACAAACAACAACAGCAGAUGAUGACACCAGACUGCCACAGUGAUUAUGUGCUAGUUCCGCUCGCCGAGGUACAGUCAUUCGUAGAGAGGUGCAUCCUGGCAGUGGGCGCUAAACCAAGCCAUGCUAAAGACCUGGCGACGCUAAUUGCCUGUGCGGACCACCGGGGACACUUAAGCCAUGGACUGAACAGACUUCGGAUGUAUGUUCAAGAUAUCAGGAGUGGAACCAAUUCUAAAGACGGGGAACCAGUGAUCUUGAAAGAAAAGGCGGGUACAGCAUGGGUGGAUGGCAACAACGUUCUUGGACCUGUCGUUGGGACAUUCUGCACGGAUCUAGCGAUCAAGAAAGCAAAGGAGUCUGGGAUUGGAAUAGUUGUGGCAAAAGGUUCCAACCACUACUGCAUAGCUGGAUGGUACGCCAUGCGAUGCGCAGAUGCUGGACUAGUGGGCAUGUCUUUCACUAACACAUCCCCUGUGGUCGUCCCAACAAGAGCAAGAAAGCCUCUUAUAGGUACAAAUCCAAUAUCCAUGGCUGCCCCAGCGGAAAGAGGCGACAGUUUUGUUCUUGAUAUGGCGACGUCCACUGUGGCGUUUGGGAAGGUGCAACUCAACAGCAUGAAGAAAGAACCCAUUCCCAAAGGGUGGGGAACGGACUCGACGGGAAAAGUGACUACUGUUCCUGAGGAUGUGCUUACAAGCGGGGGAUUGAUGCCUCUUGGUGGGCAAGAAGCUAGCGGAGGGUACAAGGGUUAUGGGCUGAGCAUGAUGGUGGAGAUGUUGUGUGGUGUUUUUGCAGGCGCAGCUUUUGGACCCUUUGUCAGACAUUGGAGUGCGAAAGAUGCUGUAGCUAAUUUGGGCCAGUGUUUUAUAGCCAUCAAUACGGAGGCUUUUGCUCCAGGUUUCACAGGAAGAAUGACCACCCUAAUGGAUGAAUGCAGAAAUAGUGAACCUGCAGAAGGGGAGACGGAAGUCCUUGUUGCAGGCGACCCAGAAAGGAAACACAUGAAGAAAGUUGAUGCAGACGGGGGAGUGCUCUACCAUCGUAACCUCAUCCAGGAAAUGGACUCUUUGGCGAAAGAUCUUGGUAUUGAAGCGAUGAAAUCGAAAGAACUAUGAUCCAAAUCCAGGAAAAUAUAAGCAACUUUUCAGCAUUGUGUUUCAUGGUAAAAUAAUGCAGAGGGCGUUGUUGUUUAAACAACGAUUUUGUUGGUGUUUGUUAUAUUAAUUGAAUGUUUAUAAAAAGGGGCGGGUGGAAAGUAGACCAUUAAAUAUUUUCCCGUUGCAACACCCUGUUGUUCAUUAAGUUGUAGCAAACUGCUUACCAACCCAAAGAACCUAUGGUGAAGACGAUGUGACCUCUGACGUCACACGAAAGCCAUAACAUGAUUCGCGCGCAUACUGCCAGGCAUAACCCUAGUGUUUGGCAGCCAGCUAGAAAGUGUAUGCAAUCUUACCAUGACUACGUGUCUUUUUGCCUGGCGAAACAUGACGUUUA
Asterias rubens (European starfish) is the source of this 1870-nucleotide messenger RNA. RefSeq lists its product as uncharacterized. The record is from RefSeq and is a predicted model, not a curated record. The coding region runs from base 343 to 1491 and encodes 382 amino acids. The transcript has 11 exons. NCBI's taxonomy places the organism in Eukaryota, Metazoa, Echinodermata, Asteroidea, Forcipulatida, Asteriidae. Gene Ontology annotation, molecular function: oxidoreductase activity.